Molecule: messenger RNA, 1783 nt
Organism: Vigna umbellata (rice bean)
Lineage: Eukaryota; Viridiplantae; Streptophyta; Magnoliopsida; Fabales; Fabaceae
Source: RefSeq, a predicted model, not a curated record
CAGCAGCUUUUGUUUCUUCUCUUUUCUAUAUAUUUAAAAAUUCAAAACAAGUGAAAAAUAAAUCCUCUGCUCCUCUUCCUCAUUGCACUCUUUCGUUACACCUCAAAACUCAAACCCAUCAAUAUCUCUCUUGCUGUGCGAUCAAUUUAGGGUUUUGAAACAGUGAAUCUUCACCAUCUCAUCAGGAUGCAAUGUGAUAUUUGUAAUUUUCAUUACAAAAGAAGGGGACAGCUAAUCUUACAGUAGUAUGGCAACUGAGAGUCCAAUUAGAAUCUCUGAAGCUGGGGGUAAAUGGCCCUCACAUAAGGAAGCUACAGCUUUCGGUUCAACAUCUCGCAACAUGGCGACAGAGGAUUUGGGUAUACUUUUGAAUGGCCAUAGGUUCCAUGGUGGGAGAAAGGAUCUGACACCAAAUCGAAGUGGCAGUGCACCUCCCAGCAUAGAAGGCUCGUUUUUGGCCAUAGAAAACCUCUUACCCCAGCAGAUCAUCACCCAGAAUGCAAGCUUUGCAGCUCUAAGCAGUGUUGUGCAAAAUUGUGAGUCUGAAGACCAAUUGCGAGCAGAUCCAGCUUAUUUGGCAUAUUACAGUUCCAAUGUCAACCUAAACCCUAGACUUCCUCCCCCGCUUACAUCCUGGGAAAACCGUCAUCUAGGACGUCAUAUUGGCAGUUUUAGAAAUAACUGGAGAAUGUCUGCUGCUGAUGAUAGUGAUAAAAAUUCCUUACAUUUGCCUCAAAGGACACUUUCCACACACAAGGAGGAGUUGGAAGAUGAAUCACACCAACAGCCAUAUGAUGAUGAAUUGAUUAAGGUGAGCGGAUUGUGGCGUAGACCUGAUGCGGCUUCAUUGGUAUCUCAACCUAAAAACGUUGUUGAUUUAAUUCAGGAGGAUUUCCCUCGUACCAUGUCACCUGUAUAUAAUAAGUCUCUUUCCGAAAGUCCUGGACUAGUGGAUAAACCAAUUGACUUAGAAGUCGGUUCUAGUUCUUCUCAUGAUCCCCCUAUUACUACAGUAGAAGCUGCUAAAACUACUGUAGGUGCGGAUAGUAUAAGGGUGUCAUCAAUUGUUGAUACCCAUGCCCCAGUUACAAGCUCUUCAUCUCUUGAAUCGACUGGUAGCAUUGGUGUUAAUGACUUAGAUGUUGCUUCUGUUGCCUCUCAAUUAAAGGCUCUUGGUGUAUCUAAUCUACCACGCUCAGAAAGUCUGAGUUACGAAGAAAAGUGGAAGACUAGCUACCAGAUGCAACACGCAGGAUUCCAGCAACAAAACAAUGCAUCUGAUAUUAACGCCAAUUCUCAAAAUGUAAAUUCUGUGUAUAUUGGUAGGGAACAGUUUCCUUUUAAUUCAAGCAAGUUCUCCAAUGUCCAGCCACUACUGCAGUCGUCUGGGUUUACACCUCCCCUAUACGCCACAGCAGCUGCUUAUAUGAACUCAGCAAAUCCAUUUUACACAAAUAUGCAGACCCCGGGUAUGUAUACUCCACAAUAUGUUGGUGGAUACACUGUAAAUCCGACAGCUUUUCCUCCAUAUGUUACUGCAUACCCUCCUCAUGGUGCUGUACCGUUUGUUGUUGAUGGAGCUACUAGUUCUAGUUAUAAUCCACUAACGCCUGGGGUUUCAACUGGGGGAAACAUUUCACAUGGAACUGAAAUGGUACAGGCAAACAAGUACCUUGGGCAAUUUGGAUUUCCUCUGCAGCCUUCUUUUGGUGAUCCCAUGUAUCCAAAAAUAUACAGGAAAAGCAUGAAAGUCAAGCUAGUUUCAAGUGUAAAGGUGCUUUAG